Messenger RNA from Cynocephalus volans (Philippine flying lemur), 702 nucleotides. RefSeq names its product acyl-coenzyme A thioesterase 6-like. Gene Ontology annotation, biological process: fatty acid metabolic process; acyl-CoA metabolic process. The record is from RefSeq and is a predicted model, not a curated record. NCBI's taxonomy places the organism in Eukaryota, Metazoa, Chordata, Mammalia, Dermoptera, Cynocephalidae. Gene Ontology annotation, molecular function: fatty acyl-CoA hydrolase activity.
AUGGCGAGCAUGAGCCUGGAGCCCCCGGGCCGCCGCUGCUGGGACGAGCCGGUGCGCAUCGCCGUGCGCGGCCCGGCCCCCGAGCAGCCGGUCACGCUGCGCGCGUCCCUGCGCGGAGAAGGCGCGCUCUUGCGGGCCCACGCGCGCUACCGCGCGGACGCCGGCGGCGAGCUGGGCCUGGCGCGCGCGCCCGCGCUGGGUGGCAGCUUCGCGGGGCUCGAGCCCAUGGGGCUGUUCUGGGCCCUGGAGCCCGACAAGCCCUCAGUGCGGCUGGUGAAGCGGGACGUGCGAACACCGUUCGUCGUGGAGCUGGAGGUGCUGGACGGCCACGAGCCUGAGGCCGGGCGGCUCCUUGGCCGGGCGGUGCGCGAGCGCCACUUCCUGCGGCCCGGGGUGCGGCGGGAGCCGGUGCGCGCGGGCCGGGUGCGCGGCUCGCUCUUCCUGCCGCCAGGUGAGGGACCCUUCCCUGGGAUCAUCGAUCUGUUUGGAAGCGGUGGUGGCCUUUGUGUAUGCAGGGCCAGCCUCCUGGUGGGACAUGGUUUUGCUGUGUUUGCUCUGGCUUAUUUAAGAUUUGAAGACCUCCCUGAAUAUUUGAAAGAUAUGCAUGUGGAAUACUUUGAAGAAGCCGUGGACUUUAUGCUGCAGCAUCCAAAGGUAAAAGCCCCUAGCUGUUGGGCUUCCUGGCUUCUCCAAAGGAGGUGA